AUGAUAGAAUACGACGAUGAGGAAGUUGUCCCUAGGGAUACUUACAACCACCACGAUGUCGCUCUGAAACGAGCGUCCCCAUUCCAGCAACAACAUCAACGCCCAACCCGCUGCAAAAUGGCACGAAAUCUCGAAAAUUGGCAACGUCAAGCCAUUGUUAAUAUGGACGCUGAUCCUCAGGCUAAGCAGCCCUUUGAAGACAGUCCCUUCGCCAUGGCCCUCUUCUGGCAAGGAUCUCCUACGACUAUCCAAGCUCAAAACACCGAACUAGUUGAUACGCAAUCUACCCCUACGAGGAACGGCUUACCGUAG
Messenger RNA from Penicillium concentricum, 312 nucleotides. RefSeq lists its product as uncharacterized. The coding region runs from base 1 to 312 and encodes 103 amino acids. The transcript is spliced from 2 exons. The record is from RefSeq and is a predicted model, not a curated record. Lineage: Eukaryota; Fungi; Ascomycota; Eurotiomycetes; Eurotiales; Aspergillaceae.